UCUACGGAAUUGUUUGAGUUUUUGAGUUUAUUCAUACUGUUUUGUCUGUUUAAUGUAAAUAUUUUUAGUUAAUAAGAUAUAAAAUUAUCAAAAAACAUGAAUUCAAUUGAUAUAGAUCAAAGACUCGAAGAAUUACAACGAGAAUAUGUUGAUUUCUUGGAUGAUAUGGAAGAUCAGGGUAUAUAUGCAACUCUGGUUAAAAAUAUGAUUGAAGAAAACAGAUAUAGAUUGCAUGUAAAUAUAAAUGAUUUAAGAAGAAAAAAUCCUGCACGGGCUGUCAGUUUAUUGAACAAUUCUUUUGAGGAACAAUUAGCAUUUCAGAAUGCAUUGAAACAAUUUGUUGCCAAUGUAGAUACAGAUUAUGCCAAAGGUAAUACAGAUUUUUUUAUAGCAUUUGAAGGAAGUUUUGGAAACAAGCACGUCACACCAAGAACUUUAACUUCACGUUUCUUGGGUAAUUUAGUAUGUAUUGAAGGCAUCGUGACUAAAUGCUCCUUUGUGAAACCUAAAGUUGUACGUAGUGUUCAUUAUUGUAGUACAACAAAAACAGUUAUCGAAAGAGCUUAUACAGAUUUAACUUCAAUAGAAGCAUUUCCACAAUCAGCUGUGUAUCCUACUACGGACGAAGAUGGAAAUCCACUUGAAACAGAAUUUGGUUUAUCUACUUAUAAAGAUCAUCAGACUCUUACGAUCCAAGAAAUGCCUGAAAAGGCACCAGCUGGACAGCUGCCGCGCAGUGUUGAUGUUAUCUGUGAUAACGACUUAGUAGAUUUAUGUAAACCAGGUGAUCGAGUUCAAAUUGUAGGAAAUUAUAGAUGUCUUCCAGGAAAACAAGGAGGCUAUACAAAUGGCACAUUCAGAACAGUUGUAAUUGCUAAUAAUGUUAUGCAAUUAAGCAAAGAAGCCAGUCUCUCAAUUUCACACGAUGACAUAGCAAUGUGUAAAAAACUAGCUAAAAGUAAUCCAUGUAAAAAUAUUUUCGAACUUUUGAGUAAAUCUUUAGCACCUUCCAUACAUGGAAACGAAUAUAUUAAAAAGGCUAUUUUAUGUCUUCUACUUGGUGGCGUGGAAAAACUUUUACCCAAUGGCACAAGACUCAGAGGAGAUAUUAAUGUUCUACUUAUUGGAGAUCCAUCCGUAGCAAAAUCGCAACUCUUACGAUACGUAUUGUGUUCUGCCCCACGCGCAAUAGCAACUACUGGUAGAGGUUCCUCUGGUGUAGGUUUAACAGCUGCAGUUACAGUGGAUCAAGAAACUGGGGAACGUAGACUUGAAGCAGGUGCUAUGGUUUUGGCUGAUCGUGGUGUUAUCUGUAUUGAUGAAUUUGAUAAAAUGUCAGAUCUUGAUAGGACUGCUAUUCAUGAAGUAAUGGAACAAGGAAAGGUUACUGUUGCUAAAGCUGGCAUUCAUGCAAGUUUAAAUGCACGUUGUUCGGUUUUAGCGGCUGCCAAUCCUGUUUAUGGAAGGUAUGAUCAAUACAAAACACCAAUGGAAAAUAUAGGACUGCAAGAUUCUUUGCUUUCGCGUUUUGAUUUAUUAUUUGUAAUGCUGGAUACAAUAGAUUCAGAUCAGGAUAAUAUAAUCGGUGAUCAUGUUGUGAGAAUGCACAGAUAUAGAAAUCCAACGGAGCAAGAUGGAGAAGCAUUACCAUUAAAUAGUAAAUUAGAUAUGUUAACAACCAAAACUCAGGAUGAAGAACUUUCCGAAGAGAUAGAAAAACAAGUCUAUCAGAAAUAUGAUCCCAUGUUGCAUGGGCAAUCCUGCGCCAAAAAUGAUCAAAUUCUGAGCAUAAAUUUUAUGAGAAAAUAUAUUCAUAUAGCACGUUGUAUGAAACCGAAAUUAACAGAAGAAGCCAGUGAAGUUAUAGCCGACGAAUAUUCGAAACUUCGAUCGGAAGAUAUGCUUGAAUCUGAUGUUGCAAGGACUCAACCAGUAACAGCUCGUACUUUAGAAACAAUGAUUAGAUUGUCUACUGCACAUGCAAAAGCACGUUUAUCCAAAAAUAUUACUGCUGAAGAUGCGCAGGCAGCUAUUGAAUUGAUACAGUUCGCUUACUUCAAGAGAGUAUUAGAAAAAGAAAGAAGAAAGCGUAGAAGACGUGAUAGUAAUGCUAGCGUAAACAGUGAUGAAAGCGAAGAAGGUGGAGAAAGUAAGCGUUCAAAACGUUCAAAAAAAAGUCAGGACACGCAGGGAACAUCAUCUACCAAUGAUCCUUAUGAAUAUACAAGUGAUAUAGAUGAAUCUACUACUAGUUUGAACAAAAAGACUACAAGAUUAACUCGAUCUCAAAAAGCAUCUACUUCUGCUGGUACUUCUACUGGUACUUCUACUGGUACUUCUGCUGGUACUUCUGCUGGUACUUCUUCAAUUGCUAAAGAUUCUCAGAGUUCAGUCUUAAGUAGUGAAGAAGCUACAACGGAGACAUCAUCUGGAACAAUUACAGAAGACAGAUUGAAAGUUUUUCGAACUUUACUUCAUAAAUUAUUCCAAGAACAAAGAGUUCAAACUCUACCUAUUUCACGAGUUCGUGCUUAUUUGGAUGAGCAACACACUCCCAACUUUACACCUUCAGAGAUAACUGCUGCUAUUAAUAAAAUGACAGACGACAAUCAAAUUAUGUCUGCGGAUGAUAAUAUUUUCCUGAUAUAAUAUACUUUUUUAUAACAAUUAAUUUAAUA
This is a messenger RNA of Polistes dominula (European paper wasp), 2678 nucleotides long. RefSeq names its product minichromosome maintenance 3 (gene Mcm3). Gene Ontology annotation, biological process: DNA strand elongation involved in DNA replication; double-strand break repair via break-induced replication; mitotic DNA replication initiation. Lineage: Eukaryota; Metazoa; Arthropoda; Insecta; Hymenoptera; Vespidae. The record is from RefSeq and is a predicted model, not a curated record. Gene Ontology annotation, cellular component: MCM complex; nucleus. Gene Ontology annotation, molecular function: single-stranded DNA binding; ATP binding; ATP hydrolysis activity.